This is a messenger RNA of Exaiptasia diaphana, 3925 nucleotides long. Its product is annotated as phosphorylase b kinase regulatory subunit beta-like. Gene Ontology annotation, cellular component: phosphorylase kinase complex. Gene Ontology annotation, molecular function: calmodulin binding. Gene Ontology annotation, biological process: glycogen metabolic process. Lineage: Eukaryota; Metazoa; Cnidaria; Anthozoa; Actiniaria; Aiptasiidae. The transcript is spliced from 32 exons. The record is from RefSeq and is a predicted model, not a curated record.
UUUCAAUAACAAGAUGGCGGACGAUGGUACUUGAAAAUGGUGAUGAAACAGUCUGUAUAUGAUUUUGCUUAAAUCAUGGAAUGGCAGAGAGGUUCUACAAGAGUAGAUGACAAAGAGCGAAGGAUACUGCUGGACAGGUUUUAUAUUAGAGUGAAAUGUCAAAUUCUCAAGUACCAGAGUGGAAGCAUUGGACUAUUUCCUUUACAUACCAACGCAGAUGAUAAAAAAAAGGCAUGCGAGAGUCAUGUACGCGAGAACAUCUAUUGUGCAAUGGCUAUCUGGGCAUUAGGACAGGCUUACAGACAUAUGGAUGACAACCAAGGCAGGUACUAUGAAUUAAAGCAGAGUGCUGUCAAGUGCAUGCGGGGUUUGCUGUUUUGCUUCAUGAGACAAUCAAAAAAGCUUGAGUUGUUUAAGAAGAAUCAAAGGAGCGAGAACUCAUUGCAUGUGAUAUUUAAUGUUAAUAAUGGUGAUGCUAUGUACCAUGCUGACACAGAGUACCCUCAUUUACAGAUUGAUGCAGUUUCUUUGUAUUUGCUGACAAUGGCUCAAAUGAUUGCAUCUGGCCUACAGAUAAUUUACACUACUGAUGAAGUGAACUUUGUACAAAAUCUUGUAUACUACAUUGAGAGGGCAUACAGAACACCUGAUUAUGGGAUGUGGGAAAGAGGAACAAAGGAGAACACUGGGCACAAGGAACUUAAUGCAGUGUCUAUUGGUAUGGCAAAGGCUGCAUUGGAGACUCUGAAUGGAUUCAAUCUCUAUGGCAACUCUGGGACUUCAUCGUCUGUAAUCUAUGUUGAUCCUGAUGCACACAAYAGGAACAGUACAAUCCUACAUUCCUUGCUACCUGUAGCAUCCUCAUCUAAAGUAACUGAUGCAUCCCUWUUAACCAUCACUGGUUUCCCUGCUUUUGCCAUUGAUGACAAUGACCUUCGCGAUAAAACACAAGCAGAAGUAKUGGGAAACUUGGAGGGGAAAUAUGGUCUAAAGCGCUUCAUCAAAGAUGGAUAUAAAUGUGUUCUAGAAGACAGAAAUAGAAUGUAUUAUGGCAAACGAGAACUUGAGCUUUUUCAUGGUGUAGAAUGUGAGUGGCCAAUAUUUUUUGUAUAUCUGGCAAUGGAUGCUCUGUUCAAGCGUGACAAGGAGACRGCCAUGCAUUAUGUAAAAAUGUUACAAGAUAAUUUACUGCUCAGUAAAGAUUCUGGUGACGUCCUUCCCAAGUAUUAUUUUGUGCCCAAGUUUUAUAUUGAUGCAGAGCGAAACAAACCUCACUCACAAGUCAGACUUCCAUGUGAUGYKGCUGAUAUUUUCUUGUGGGGUCAAGCUUUGUUAAUUAUGACUGAAUUACUAGCUGAGAAUCUAUUAGAUGUAAAUGAGAUAGACCCUAUUGGGAGGCAUAAGAAGAGAUAUGGAUACACUAACGAUAGAUAUUCCACAUUUGCAAUUGCUGAAACUGAUUUAAUUGUACAAGUUGCACUUAUUGCAGAAAGUAGRAAUUUACAGACAAUUCUCUCAACUUUUGGUAUUGAAACACAAACACCUCAGCAAAUUGAACCUAUUCAAAUAUGGCCUCCCUCGCAGCUGAUAUUGGCCUAUGAACGACUUGGUGUCAACCGUAAGCUAAGCUUGUUAGGCAGACCAUCACGACCUAUUGGUGCCCUAGGGACUAGUAAGAUAUAUCGUAUCUUAGGCAAGACUGUUGUUACUUAUCCCAAGCUACUUGAUGAACAAGACUUCUACAUGUCAUGGGAUAUGUUUCUUGUUAUUGAUCAGAUUAAGACUGUCAUUUCCUUUGUGCGUAGUAACUGGAGUAUGAGAGGCAGACCAACAGUGUGUUUCUUGUUGAGAGAAAACAACUUAAGAGGCAAACAUUUUCAUGAGAUGCUUGAGUUGCUUGCAGCUUUCAAAAAUGGUGAAUGCGGUGAUACCAAAGUUCGUCUUGGUAAACUUCAGACAUUGAUAUCUACUGGAUGUGUUGAACACUUGGACUUUGUGCAACCAGAUGACAAAUUAAGGCCUGCAGAGGACACUUUUGAGGAGCUGGAAGAAAACCGUGUCAAAGAUGUAGAUGUGGUAGAUACAAGAUUUACUAGUCCUUCAACCAGCAGUAAAGAUCAUAGUAGACGUUUCAGUCGGUUGAGUAGACAACUUACAUUACAAGAUGAAACUGACCAUGGGGUUGAGUCUGAAGUUGAGAGCAAUGCUAAAGACCUUGUAACUAAGUCACGUGAAGCCUUAGUAGCUGAGCUGAGAGCCCAUCAGACUUUGAAUCGACAAAUGCUUAUCCUCCAAGAGCUUUUGAAACGUGAAGGCAGAGAUUAUCGCACACAGGACAAAACAAUCAAUGAACACAUUGAUGAAGUCUACCGUAAAGCUGGCUAUGAUAGGAAUUGGUCAGUUGUACGACGAGGAGCAGGGCUGCUGAGACAACUGGUUGACAGCCUGGCACCUGGGAUAACAACCUUAUUAGUAUCUGGAAAAGUGGUAACAAUUGGUGUUUAUGGUCAUGAAGAAAAGUUUAUUUUUGAACCUAUGACUCCUGCAGCUAUUCAGAAUGCAUUGUACACAUAUUGUUAUCCUCAUGAUGUCAGAAUUAUUUCUUCUAAGCUUUAAAUGGUUUUGUACCUGGCUUCAUACAUGGCUACAAUGCCUGAGGUUUUUGAAGGAAUGCUCAAGAUUAGAAUUGGAUGGAUAAUCCAGGCCAUGAAGCAGCUGUUAAGUUAUGGAAAUAACCUUGGUUCUCUUUAUGCUCAGCCACCAAGUGCUGUUAAGAAACUACUCAAAAUAGUUUUACUAUCAAAGGGCAAGCUUAAUGGUCAAGAUGUUACUCCMAGGACACCUCUUCAAAAACGACAACUUGAUGGUGCUGUUCAUCGAACUCCAUUAGACUUUUAUCAUAAAGUGUGGAAUGUACUCUGUAAUUCACCUGGUGGGAUCAUGGUCAGCCAACAUCACCUUCACCAGCUUCCUACAAUAUCUGACAUGACGCAAAACGAGAUAAACUUUCAGCUUAAAGUAGAGGAAUUAUUAAAUGGCAUAUCAAACCCAGAACACAGACAACUGAUUGUUGAAUUGAUAGUGGUAUUGGCAACAAUAUUGCAGCGUAAUCCAGAAGUGAAGUUUGAAGGAUGUGUUGACUUGGAUGCAAUACUACAAGAUGCCAUCAACAUUUUUUAUGUAGAACAGGAAAAACAAGGCAAACCAGCAACCCGAGAAAGCUUUUACAACACACCAUCUGAAGGCAAAGGUGGCACAACAGCAUACUUGACAAGAGCCUUGGUUAACAGAUUACUAGGAGAGGGAUUGGAUCACACUGCAUGUUCUAUUUGCUAACGGACUUACAGCAAUAGUCUUCAAGGUUCCCUGAAUCAUMUUGAAAUGGUUUWRAUAUGGUUCCUUUACACAAAAGCAAGAAGACCAGUGUGCUUGGGAUGAUUGUGUGUUGGUAUGAAAGAAUUUAUCUGACAUUGCAUGCUGAUAAGUUGUCUUGCAUGCAAAGAUAUACUUACUUUUCAAGAUAGUACAGAGAACCACAAAAAAUACUUCUGUUGAAUGAUAUCUGAACAAGUACAAAGAUAUUGAUGAACUGAGCUACGCUCUCUGUUAUUUUGCUGAAUAAGUGGCAGUAAUUGCAGUAUAUAAAUUAUGGGACUGAGCUCCCUUCUCCAUAAGAGGGUGUUUGAUAACAAUUUAUUUGGCUUAUUAUGCUUGGUAAACAAGAUUCUCAAUGUACAGUAUAACUGACUAUAAUCUGACCAAUAAUUUAUGAUUGAUGUGAUUCAAUAUAAGCCUUUUUUAACAUGUGUAAUGAUAAUGAUGAUGAUGAAAGUAUUGCAGAGCUAUCAAAUAGACAAAAAAAAUGACAAUAUGUGUUAAAGAUUGUAUUGAAUAUUUGCAUAAAAAUAAAGCAAUAUUGCUACAA